UCCUCUAUUCCGUGAUGGACUGCCGUCAUACUAGUCGGGUAUUCUUCUUCGUGCUCCAGAUUGCAGGGUACAUUGUUUCAGUUCGGAGUGGAUUCAUAUACUUCCACCAUUACUUAUUGUACGAACGAGCAUACGAGGUGUGUCGAGGACAUAAUCUUCGACUUUUGAGAGUCGACAGUGAAGCAAAACGACAACAAGUCAUGCAGUUUACAGAGGGCGUGAAAGAUUUUACGGUCUUGUCCGCCAAGUUCUUCAUCAGCCUCCGAUAUAACGAGUCCACGACCACCCACCUCUGGCCUGAUGGUACAGCUAAUACCUUGACAACGAAUUGGGAAGCGGGGCAACCGAAACUACCUGCCGCUGACCAGUGCGUUGUCCAGUACAGUGGACAGUCUCCAAAACACGGACAGUGGAAAUCUGUGGACUGUGAAAAAGGCAGUCCUUUCGUCUGUGAGAGUGGGCAUCCUAACGAUCCUGAUCUUGGGAUAGUCCUUCCAAAUCACAUCACUUUUGGAAGUUUUCUGAAAACAGAUUCAGCCAUGCUCAACACAUACGAUCCAGUUCAAGCAGCUGGACUGUCCUAUUUCCGACAUGAAAUCAGCGACCUUGUUAUCUACAAAGGGUUCAAGGAGUAUCCUGUGGAGGUGUGUGCAUUACGAUGCAUGGACGACAACAUUUGUCUCGGGAUAAUAUACACCAACAACUUAAGUCCGCAUUCAUACUUCGAUUUUUGUAUCUUCUUACAAAACUGAGUCAGAUGAUGACGUCGCUGAAUUCAAAGAACAGUGACCAUUGAUGAAAGGCUUUCGGAACAAUGAUGUCGAGGGUGGCGUUCACACUAUUAAAUACCCUUACACAUGUCGCUGUUUUCAAACAGAGGGCGAUAUCGGCUGUACCAGACGCGCUCGCAAAAUCUUUAACUAAUAACAAGUGCUCGGGUGUUAAUCUGUCCUUAUUUUUUACCCAAUUAAGAUAAUUGUUCGCUUUUCAUGUUGGACAUGUUCGGCUCCCCUCUCACAGAUUAAAAAGCCUGCUUUGAAGAAGUCGCCAAAAUUAACAUCCCGUGCCCAGAAUAACAUGAAAGGUUGAAUCCCUAAAGACUUGGUCUUUUUACUGAUGUACAUAAAAAGGGACAACAUUUAAUCUGUUGUCGAUCUGCGAAUGUUGUCAACAUUAUAUUUGUAGUUUGGCGAUGGUGUAUUGUUUCUUUUGUGUUAUUUUUCCGUAUGGAAUCUUGUCAGAAUAGAUCCACAUUAUCCUAGGCUUGUCUUAAGAGACGACAAAGAUGAGGAUCGGGUGGUCACAAAUUGUGACGUCACUGAUUGCAUUUCAUCGCUCGAAGCCCGAUGACUGAGUCAUCGUGUCAUAAGCUAUUGGUUGUGGUAUAGCUGACGGAGUGUUGAUUGCGGCGUUCAGUUUUUUUUUCAUUGUUGAUUUUGUAUCAGUCGUCGUUUGAUCCCCUUCCAGCAACAUUGUAGAAGGACGCGUCCAGGAUGAAGUACCACCAUUAGCCAAAAUAAGCUGAGACACUUUCAUAGUUUUUAGUUACCAUCGUCAUUCAUAACUGUACGAACUAAAGUAACGUGUUAGGUAGAAGUUCAAUACUAAAAGCAACAAACGAUUGGAAAAUCGGGAUGUCUAACUGUAUGUCAGUUUUAGAAACGUGAUAUUUUGUGGUUUUCGAAAUAUUUUAUUUUGGCGUUAUUUGUACAACAUUUUUGUUAAAGUUAUUUUAGAAUAUAACAUUGUUUCCUGCAAAACAAUGCAAUUAUUUUGUUUGGUUUUGUAUGUGUGCCAGGGCUUGGAAUCAACCCUCAGAUGGCAAAUACUUUGUCAAUUGGCCAUGGAAUAGAGUUAUGUGAUAAAAGGGAUGUCUAACUGUAUGUCAAUUUUUAAAAAAGUGAAAUUUUGUGGUUAUAGCAACAUUUUAUUUGGCGUUUUUUGUAUCACAUUUUUGUAAAAAUUGUU
Haliotis rufescens (red abalone) is the source of this 1968-nucleotide messenger RNA. RefSeq lists its product as uncharacterized. The transcript is spliced from 6 exons. Lineage: Eukaryota; Metazoa; Mollusca; Gastropoda; Lepetellida; Haliotidae. Bases 15 to 752 code for a protein of 245 amino acids. The record is from RefSeq and is a predicted model, not a curated record.